UUCUCAAAUUGACAAAUACUUCAUGAUUUUGUUCUGACUUUCGGCAAAAAUUGAAUUCUCUAUGAACUAUACUUUAUCAGGCAGCAUAUCAUUAAGUAUACAUAAAUUCCUUUUCAUUAUUUCAUCUAUUAGUUUUUCAAUUAUUACAAUUAGGUAGCGCACUAAAUUCAUUAUGAUGAUAUUAUAACGAUAAAUAUUAAACAUCCUUCAUACUAUACAUAAAAUUCCUUUAUAAGGAGAAUAUGCAUGCGCGUGCGGCUUACUAUCAACUUCCGCCUACUCACGACUGUUACCGAUGAUAUCUAAAAGCGUCUAUCGACGUCAGUUAUCACUAUCUCUGACAAUCGCUAGCGUAAAGGUCGAAAUUACGACGAGUCCAAUAAUAGUUACAUUUGUAUACAAAGUAGGCCGAGUGUUUCAAGUAUACUUUAUAUCCUUUAAGACCAGACUUAAGUAAGUAUUGAAACGAUUGUUUUAACUUUUUAUAUAUACUGUAUAUGGUAAGUCUUGUUGUUCGCUAUAAAAAUAAUCAAAUAGGGCACCAACGUUUAAUUAAUAAGAUAUUGUUAUGUACGGUAUGUUUGAACCACUAAUUGUUAACAUACACUAUGGAAAUCAUUUUUUAAGUAUGAGGAUGCUAUUUCUGGGCAUCUAGAGGAGCCGCAUGCUUAAAUUGGCAAACACUCACCCAUCAACACUCACUAACUUGCCAGCUUGGGGCAUGUGGUGGGGGUGUUCUAAAAAUGUGUAUAUUACACGUUAGUGCUCUUCUUUACUGGGCACCCACUUCUACAAAUAUAUGGAUCCACCUCAGAUGGUGAAUACCCGGCGAACUCAUUGGUUUAUAGGCUAUAACUUUAGCUGUUUUCCAUCACAUUUUCCCCCCUUAAAACGGCAUUCAGAUUUGGUAUAAUGCACAUGUACACAUAUACAUAUAAAGUCGCUUUACAUUACAUUACAUAAUAUGCCUAUAAGCCUAAUAUAACCAAAUAUUUCUCUACCUCGGUUUAUACUACUUCACCAAGUAGAGGGUCACGUCACACAAGGAACACUACAGAGGGUGAUGUGUAGUCCCCGCCUAACUUAAGCCUUAACUAAGCCUUUGAAACCCCUAAAUUGUCAUAUAUUUCGUGGCUUCUCCCCUAAACCAACUCUUAAAGAUUUUGAGGGCGUAUUCCCACACCCACUUUUCUCUCGUCGGUGACAUAGGACCCCCUCCCACACCUCGGGCAAAUCCUGGCGCCACUCAACCCAUGAACAUUUGUAGAAUCAAUAUAAAAUAUUUAUGUUUAUAUUUCUUCAAUUUCAGACAUUUUCCUAUAUCUGUGAUUUAAUCCUUUAGUUUUAAUCGACUUUUAUCAAAUCAGAAUACCUCAGGUAUGACGAGAACCAAGGACCACUUAAAACUGUCAAUAUGUUACAUUUUAACAUUAAUAUCUGUAAAUCAAGUAUCUGCGUUUAAUAAUAUGGCGGUUAAUGGUACACCAACGGGUUUGGUAUACAAGUAUGACAUCCUUAAAAAUUUCUCCUUGCGAUUUGUUCCGGACGAGCUUCCGACACCCUCUCCCUUACCAACGAUAGCCGGUUCCGACGAACUUGAUGAACUACAAAAAGAAAACAAUGACGCUCCUUUAACGGAAUGCAGAACCGAUAUCUGUUGGACUUCCGUUACUUCUGAUUUGAAAGGCAACUUUACAUGGAAUACUACAGGUGCUGGACAAUACGCGUACCUGCCAUGUCCUAAUAGUGUCUGGCCAUACUACCACGCUAGUUACAUGGCGUACAGACCUUGCAAUCCGCCCCCACGUCAUAAGUACUUGUAUGACCGCAUUCUACAGCACUCCUUUAACUCAUCUUGGGGAGAUCCUGAAACCGGUAUGUGUCGAUGGUACUCUAACAUCACAUUGGCACUGGAGGAAUUACGUGACAGUCUACAGGUGUCUUUGGAAAGAAUGAAACAUCGCGAAAUAGGAAAUACCACUGAAGUAAUCGCCUACUUGAAAACAGUAGAAUUACUCCUCAGAGAUGAAAACCCGUUGAAUGAAGAGGAUGUGAAGAUGACUGCAUCCAUAUUUGAACUGGUUUUGAACUAUGGAAUUUCAAAGGUGUUUGAGCUGACGUCAGCUGUCGGGGAUCAACUAACACUGAUUACAAGUAAUAUAUUAGACAUGAAUCUUGAAAUUCUUCAGCGAUCAGAUGCCGCAACAUUAAAUAUAGCAAUCAACCUAGAGAAGUAUGCGGAGGCGGUGAUACUUCCACAGAAUACAGAAAAAAUUGAACAUCAUACACCAAACCUGAUGAUUGAUAUAAAUCAACCAAAAGGGAGUGGAUGGUUCAACUUUCCCCGUGUAUUCAGCUUUACAACCAAUAGCCAAGGAGGUGACGAUUCCGAUGGAAUAACUGUUGUUACUAUUGAUGUAACAAAUUGGGAGCCUAGAUCAUAUAAGGUCGAUCCUGAUACUGACAGCGUGCGAGUACAUAGCACUUCAACGGUCGUCAGAUCAACUGUGAUUUUGUACUAUACUGCAAAGUUUUUCAUUCCCGUUAGUGGUACUGUCACACCUAUCAAUGAUAACAUUAUGCUUUAUUUGCACGCAUUUGAAGAUGAAAACGAAGUCGAUUUGGUUAAUGACCCUAUAUCCGUGACUUUCCAUCAUCAAGCUGGGAAUAGUGACCCGUCUAAAACUCCAAGCCUUGAAUGCGCUGCUGGUAAUCUCAUACUGAGCAAUAUGACGAUUGAUAAAAUAGAAACUGAUUUUACUCCUGUCGAGCUCUCGUGGUCGGCAUCCGAAUGUCGUUUGAAUUUUACGAAUGCUACAUACACUCAUUGCCUAUGUUACAACCUUGACCUAAUUAGUCUAAUCGAAGAAUUAAUCCCGCCCACCGAAGCCCCAACUGACCCACCAUCAGGCUCAUUUUAUUGGCUGGGAUUCCCCUAUACCGAGGGCAUUGCAAUUGUCAGUUACAUCGGCUACUUAUUAUCUAUAAUCAGUUUGAUCUUAACUAUAUUGACGUAUGCCAUAUUUCCGAAGCUACGGAGAGGUCGGCCAACGUUGAUCCUGGUAAACCUAAGCAUUGCAGUACUGUUUCUUUUACUUGUCCUUGUUCUGACUUCAAUCACGUCUAACAGUAUAUCAGGUUGCCGUUGGGCAAAUUUUCUACGUUCGUAUUUCAUAUUGGUAACCAUGAUGUGGAACGGUGUGGAAGCAGUUAACCUCUACCAAGCACUUGUGAAGGUAUUCACACCAUACACCUCACACUUCGUUCUCAGAAGUGGUAUCGUAGCAUGGGGUAUUCCAAUGAUGAUUGCUGUUACUCCAUUUGUUGUCUCAACGAAGUGUUAUGAUGGAUCUUACAUCAACUGUGCGUUUAACUGUAAGUUACCGACGUGGACUUUUUACUGGGUAUUUGUGUUCCCUAUGACACUUAUAGUGAUUUUCAACGCCACGGUUUUUGGACUUGUUCUUAGAGUCAUCAAAGACAAGACACAAAAUGACAAUAACCGUGACAAUCGAUUGAGUCAAUUGCGUGGAGCAAUCGCCUUGUUUGUUCUCCUUGGCCUAACAUGGGUAUUUGGAGCUGCGGCUAUUAUAAACUACAGUUCUGCUGAGAGACCACUACAAAUAACACAAAUUGUGUGUCAGGCACUGUUUGUCGUUGGGUUAACGUUUCAGGGAUUUUUCAUUUUCGUGUUCCACUGCGCACGUUACCAAGACGUUCGUCAGCAGUGGAAAACAUCGCUGUCGUUUUUAAAUUUGAAACGAUAUUUGAAAAAACGGCGACACAAUCGUCAAAAACGCAAGUCAUCAGACAGUCAGGCAUCCACUUCAGACUUGGUAUCAAUGACAUCAAUGACAACUAUGAUGGACACGAGUGUUUGAUAGAUCUAGGCAGGACAUCGGAUCACUGCCG
This is a messenger RNA of Anneissia japonica, 3912 nucleotides long. Its product is annotated as adhesion G-protein coupled receptor G6-like. The transcript is spliced from 13 exons. The coding region runs from base 1380 to 3881 and encodes 833 amino acids. Gene Ontology annotation, cellular component: membrane. The record is from RefSeq and is a predicted model, not a curated record. Gene Ontology annotation, molecular function: G protein-coupled receptor activity. Lineage: Eukaryota; Metazoa; Echinodermata; Crinoidea; Comatulida; Comatulidae. Gene Ontology annotation, biological process: cell surface receptor signaling pathway; adenylate cyclase-activating G protein-coupled receptor signaling pathway.